AUGAAGUUCUCGGUUCUGUCCAGCAUUCUCGCCAACGCCCUGUCGGUCUCGGCAGGCACCAUUCUCUGGGAUGGCCGCUUCAACGACCUCAGCUCCUCGACCGACCUGAACAACUGGUCGUGGGGGAACCAGGUUGGCCCGUACCAGUACUACAUCCACGGCUCGUCGUCGGUGACCUCCUACGUCAACUUGUCGCCCGACUACAAGAACCCCGCCGACUCGGGCUCCAAGCAGGGCGCCAAGAUCACGCUCGACAACACGGCGUACUGGAACGGCCAGAACAUGCGCCGUACCGAGUUGAUCCCCCAGACUACGGCCCCCAUUGCCCAGGGCAAGGUGUACUACCACUUCUCGCUGAUGCGCAAGGACACCAACGCCCCCGCCACCACCCGCGAGCACCAGAUCGCCUUCUUCGAGAGCCACUUCACCGAGCUCAAGGCCGGCUGGCUGUCCGGGGCACCCGGCGUCUCGGACACGCUGCUGCGGUGGUGUGUCGGCGGGCAGACUAAGUGGAGCACUGAGUGGGAGGCCAACGUGUGGCACAACGUCGCGUACGAGAUCGACUUCAGCGCCAACACGGUCGCCUUCUGGCACUCGACCGGCGGCGACGCCCUGACCCAGAAGAUCGCCCCUGUCAGCACCAGCACCAGCAGCAACGGUGCCGACUGGCACGUCGGCGUGCUCGAGCUCCCGCGCUCUGGGUACUCCGACAGCAACGAGGACUACUACUGGUCCGGUGUCUACAUUGAGAGCGGCAGCCUGACCACCAAUGUUGCCGGCCCUGGCGCUCCCUCGGGCGGCGGCGGCAGCAGCAGCAGCGCUGUUAGCAGCAGCACCAAGGCUCCCGUUUCGUCCUCGACCACUCUCGCCACCUCGACCACCACCACCCCGGCCCCCGCCACCUCGACGACCGCCGGCCCCGUUGGCUGCACCGCCGGGCAGUGGGCGCAAUGCGACGGCACUGGCUACAGCGGCUGCAAGGCAUGCGCUUCGCCGUACAAGUGCAACUAUGUCAACGACUGGUACUCGCAAUGCUACUAA
This is a messenger RNA of Chaetomium globosum CBS 148.51, 1041 nucleotides long. RefSeq lists its product as uncharacterized. Gene Ontology annotation, molecular function: cellulose binding. Gene Ontology annotation, biological process: carbohydrate metabolic process. NCBI's taxonomy places the organism in Eukaryota, Fungi, Ascomycota, Sordariomycetes, Sordariales, Chaetomiaceae. The record is from RefSeq and is a predicted model, not a curated record. The transcript is spliced from 3 exons. Gene Ontology annotation, cellular component: extracellular region. The coding region runs from base 1 to 1041 and encodes 346 amino acids.